Molecule: messenger RNA, 2440 nt
Organism: Esox lucius (northern pike)
Lineage: Eukaryota; Metazoa; Chordata; Actinopteri; Esociformes; Esocidae
Product: neurosecretory protein VGF
Exons: 2
Coding region: 186-2360 (724 amino acids)
Molecular function (GO): neuropeptide hormone activity
Source: RefSeq, a predicted model, not a curated record
GACCAGGGUGCUGAAAAUUCUCACUGAAUACGCACAGAUGCGACAACUACAGUGUUUUAGACUGGUGUUCAUUGAGAAACAAACAUAAUACUUUCGAACAUAAAUAACACAAAAUAUAGGUCGUUUUUGACAGUCCAAUCACCGGGGUUAAGCUAGGACUUAUAAUAAGCUGUAAUUGUUUAUGAAUGAUUUAUGAAGUGAAGGCUGAGAGACUACUAGAGGCGCGAGAUACAGCACUUCUGCCUCGCGGGACUACAGGUGCCUGUCCCCUCUCCUGCCUGUUCUGCAUGGUCAUGACCAGUCGCCACGCCCCCUACACAACCCGAUUCAUCCUAUUGGUCCUGCUCACUGUCACUCCACGGCUUGCCGCCACACCUGUGGGUGGGGAGGGAGGGGAUGUGGAGGGGCGGUCCAGGACUCACCACACUGAGGACAGCCCUAGUCCCAGCCCUAUCCUCUCCCCUCUGGACCGCAACCAGAACCAGAGAGAGGACCAGGGGCCGAGCCACGGGGGUCCCCCAGGCAUGGACACUGCCAGGUCACUAGCCUCUGUACUGCUGGAGGCCCUGGACCACAGUGGAAGAGCACAGACCCAGGGAAGAGGAGAGAAGGAAUGGAGGAGAGGAGAUAGGGAGGAGGGUCCGGUCCUUGUGGAGUGGAGAGAGGGCGAAGAGAUAAUGGGAGAGGUUGGGAGCGAGGAGGAGGAGAGGAGGCGGAUGGACCAGCUAGGAGCAGCCCUUGUGGCAGCAGCUGUAGGAGAGGAGUUGAGAGAGAGGGAAGAGGAGAAGGAGAACAACAAGUUGUUGGACAGAGCUGGUGGAGGUAGUGAGGAGGGAGGAGAGCAGACGGAGGAAGAAGAGGAGGAAGAGGAUGAGGGUGGAGAAGUGAAGAAAGGGGGAGGUGAGAAGAAAAGAGGAACGGGAAGUAGGAGAGAAGAUGAGGACAGACCCAGUGACCCGUCUCUCCAGCGGGAAUCUCGAGGCUACUUCCAGAAUAUAGACCUUGGUCUCCAGGACAACGAGAUCCUUCCUCCCCUGAAGGGGUACAAAGACUACAAUACCCAGCUGGCACAGGCUGGCAAGAAGCUACACUGGCAGGAGGAGCGGGCACGUAACACUCCCCUUGGGGGCAACUUCAUGGACGACUUUGAGAAUGAAGCUGAAGAGGAGGAAGAGGAAGUGGAAGAGGAAGAAGAGGUUCUGUCGAGGGCGGAGGAAGAGGCGCGGGCACGUGCAGAGAAGCAGGAGGUGCAGCGGCAGCAAGAGGAGGCGGAGCGAGCCAGAGAGGAGGAGCAGAGGCUGGCAGACAUUGCCUCUGACAUGUUGCUGCAGUACAUGGGGAGGAAGCAGCAGACCGUGGCCUACCACGUGAGCAGACAGAAGACUGGGGGCAGUGCUGCGGAAGACAAGCGCUCCGAGGAGGUAUUCACCGACGACAUGGACCAGCAGAUGAUCGACAGGCUGAUCGAGAUCAGCAGCAAACUGCACCUGCCAGCGGACGACGUGGUGCAGAUCAUCUCUGAUGUAGAGAAGAAGAAAAAGAAGAGGAAAGAGCUAACGCCGCCUAGCAACCCUGUUGCCCCACGUUACCGGCCGCUAGUUCCCCCACCCCUGGCAAUGGGCCCAAGGUACCAUAACACAGCCCCCUCGAACAAGAAGGACCCCAACUAUUGGACCUCAAAAAAUAAGUGGAACAAGGACCAAGCCAAAACCAGGGCCUACAAGCAGGACUAUUGGCUCAAGCCACACAAACAGAAAGAAGUCUGGUUCAAACCCCAGAAACAGAAAGACUAUUGGUUCAAACCCCAAAAAGAGAAAGACUAUUGGUUCAAACCCCAGAAACAGUUCCUAGCAUUCCCCUCCUACCCAUAUUACCAAAAGCCCUACCGAGCCUACUACCCAGUGUACUUCCCCUACCCCAAACCUCAAUACUACGACAAGACACCAAUGGGGGAGGAGCUACCCUAUGGCCCACCCGCGGAUUAUGAGAUCCAGCCACCAAGGCGCAGACAUAGGGCAGGGGAUAGGGCCAGAGGGGGUAGUGGGCGUGGCUGGAGAAAGCAGCCACUUCCCCCCCAACUCCCCUCCUCCCCCUACAUCUCCAAUUACAUCCUGCCACACCCCCGGACAUACCAGCCUCUCCCCCCACCCAAACCACUCGCCCCCAAGAGCAUGGGCUGGCGCCCCCCCUACUACUACACACCCCCAGGGCUUAGGGGCUUGGGCGUGGCCAGGGGUGUGGGAGGAGUCGGGCUGGGAGGAGACUAUGAAGAGGACGAUGGACUGGUUCAACAGGUGGACAGUCAAGAGGAACUGGAGAACUUUAUAUCCAAAAUAUACAUGAAACGCAGAAUGUACUAGAGACAGACAGACGCACAGACAUCUCUGCUGGACAAAAGAACCAAUGGGGAUGAGAGGGAAGGUGGGAGAGAGGGUGUGGG